Molecule: messenger RNA, 690 nt
Organism: Fusarium fujikuroi IMI 58289
Lineage: Eukaryota; Fungi; Ascomycota; Sordariomycetes; Hypocreales; Nectriaceae
Exons: 2
Coding region: 1-690 (229 amino acids)
Source: RefSeq, a predicted model, not a curated record
AUGGAAGGCCAAGAUGCCUUGAUGAACGGCGGCAACCUGCCCGAGUCUCCCUACCUCUUCAGCACCGUCAAAAUCAUAUUUGCUGACAACUCAAUCUACUGGGUUCCGGUCCAUCGGUUGGAGAGAUAUCCUAGGUUCAGGCUCUCCUACAACAGGGACAGAGAUGCCGUGAAGCUCAACUGGCUGAACGAGACACAAACGGCUGAUUUCAUGAACUAUCUACGCAACGGAAAAUGGGAGAACCAAAAGCCAGAGGACUGGGACGGACCACUGGAUUACUACAACAGGAUGCAACGAUGUCUGUCGAUCCACGGUCUGGCUUUGGACUACGGGAUGUUCGAGCUCGCUAGACUCACCUUUGGAGAAUUCACCAGCAUGGCUGGUCGACUAUCAAUGUUCAAUGUCUUGGAGAUGCUUCAAGUAGUCAAUUUGACGCUUCAGAGCAACCAGACCGUUUCGGCCGACCACCUCACCGAACGAGAACUAGUUGCUAUGGGUGAGGAGGCCAUCAUGGCGGAACACAUCGCAAGCUUCAAAAGACUAUCACUAGUCGAACAUUCUCCAACACCCACCAACAUUACUCAGGCUGAAGUAAGCGAGAUGAUGCACAAGCUCCAACAGUACCAAGAGAGGUUCGGAUCUCUGAACUAUGGAGACUCCGUCAAAGCAGAGGUCGCGUCCUCGGAGUAA